This is a messenger RNA of Metarhizium album ARSEF 1941, 1830 nucleotides long. RefSeq names its product NAD kinase associated with ferric reductase. Lineage: Eukaryota; Fungi; Ascomycota; Sordariomycetes; Hypocreales; Clavicipitaceae. Gene Ontology annotation, molecular function: NAD+ kinase activity. The transcript has a single exon. Gene Ontology annotation, biological process: NADP+ biosynthetic process; NAD+ metabolic process. The record is from RefSeq and is a predicted model, not a curated record. The coding region runs from base 1 to 1830 and encodes 609 amino acids.
AUGAUCUGGCAGCCACCUUCUCCUACCCCUUAUGAGGCUAUGACCGACGAUGCAGCACUCCACUCUGCCGUGAGCGGUUCAGUUUCAGCGAAUAAAGGCACCUUUGCGACCGUCCUCGACCGCCCCAAGACAUCCAAUGCUGCAGAUUAUCUCUUCUUGAACACGGUCAAAGCUACUUGUCUGGCAGGUGACCCGUCUCUUCCGUCUACCACUGUCCCGGCAUUAGGUGGUGGAUCUUUAAAAUCACUCACGUCCGACGCUGCUGAUGCUUGGCCUUGGGCGGCAUCAACUUGCGCGGGAGACUCUGGUCAUCAACGGGGUGCGCCCUCUCACGACACACUCCCUCGCCGAACCAUCUUCAAGGCUCUGACGUCCGUUGCGCGAAAAACUAAGCCCGAAGCACUCCCGCUGGAAAACAUGCUAGCAAAACAAAAUGACGAGGCCCCUGGCUCUGCAGCGUCAUCUCAGAGACUUGCGGAUGCCCUCCAGGAUUUGGCGAGGAAGCAGUUGACACCCAAAUCAGCAGUGAGCGUCAUGAAGUCGCCGUGCUUUUACCAUCAGAGAUUCGACGAUGCGGUUGACAUCGAAAAGGUUUUGGAAGAAAUCAAGAAUGACGAAUGGAUGUCACACUCCCGCCUUGUUCAGACGGCGACUGGCGUCCGUGAAGUGUCCAAACAGCUGCAGCGGCGCCCUAUCAAGCGCGCCGUGCGCAAUGUCAUGAUUGUCACCAAGGCUCGAGACCACCAACUUGUUUACCUCACACGCGAGCUCACAGCGUGGCUGCUGCGCACUCCGCGAUACGGGUCCGAUUUGGGGGUCAAUGUCUAUGUUGACGCAAAACUGCGCAGUUCAAGGAGGUUUGAUGCUCCCGGCAUCUUGGCAGAAAACCCGCGGCUCGAACAUACGCUCAAGUACUGGACGCCAGAUCUAUGUUGGAGCCAGCCAGAAAAGUUUGAUCUGGUCCUCACCCUAGGGGGCGAUGGCACCGUUCUUUUCACUUCGUGGCUCUUUCAGCGAAUCGUCCCUCCGGUUUUGUCGUUCAGUCUUGGCAGCUUGGGGUUUUUGACCACGUUUGAAUUUGAAAAGUACAAGCUACACCUGAACCGAGUCAUGGGCGACGAGGGCAUGAAGAUCAAUUUGCGUAUGCGAUUUACGUGCACUGUUUGGAGGCGUGAUGCAGACGGUGCGCAAGCAGGCGAGGGCGAGCAGUUCGAGGUCCUCAAUGAGCUCGUGAUUGAUCGCGGGCCGUCGCCCUACGUUUCCAAUCUGGAGCUUUACGGCGACGAUGAGCUGCUUACCGUGGUGCAAGCCGAUGGCUGCAUCUUUUCCACCCCCACAGGAUCGACGGCCUACUCCUUGUCAGCCGGGGGGUCUCUUGUCCACCCCGACAUACCAGCCAUUUUACUGACGCCCAUCUGUCCGCAUACCUUGUCUUUCCGGCCCAUGGUCCUAUCAGAUACCAUGGCUCUGAGGGUUGCCGUGCCUCGAAACUCACGGGCCACAGCCUAUUGUGCUUUUGAUGGCAAGGGUCGCAUCGAACUGAGACCAGGCGACCAUGUCACCAUUACUGCAUCUCAGUACCCAUUUCCCACUGUCACCCGCACCGAUACAGAGUGGUUUGACAGCGUCAGCCGAACGCUGCGCUGGAAUGUCAGGGCUGCAUCACAGAAGCCAUUUGACCCCAAUGGUGCAUCUGACGGCAUCCUUUCUCAAGACGAAGAUGACAGCGCUUGCUGGGACAUAGACACAGACAGCGCGUACUUUCCCAGCGAAGAGGGAAGUGUCAGUGCCAGCCCGGUUAGGCGGCAGAUGAGCAUGUUGGGAUUGUAG